Molecule: messenger RNA, 11036 nt
Organism: Cheilinus undulatus (humphead wrasse)
Lineage: Eukaryota; Metazoa; Chordata; Actinopteri; Labriformes; Labridae
Gene: pde4dip
Product: phosphodiesterase 4D interacting protein
Exons: 36
Coding region: 1099-8118 (2339 amino acids)
Cellular component (GO): nucleus; microtubule organizing center
Molecular function (GO): zinc ion binding
Source: RefSeq, a predicted model, not a curated record
ACGUUGCUGCUGCUAACGCCGCUGCUGUGACAGCCUCUCCCUCCAUCCGCGGCUGAUGGACCCGCUGACGCUGAGGAGGACACCGGGCACGGACACGGACGGCCUCCGGUGGAUCAACGGAUCACUGAACGAGCAGAGAUCGUUUAUUAUUCACCGCGUCUUGAUCAAAGAUCGUGUAUUAUUUUCCGUGUUCGUGUCGGAGCGGCAGCGGAGAGAGAUGCUGUCAUGACUGAGAGGAUUCUAACAGGAUCGAUUCUUCCAGAGGAAUAAAAGAGGAUCCAUCGAUCAGUCAUCACAUGUUUACCACCGAGGAAGUGAGAACGAGACUCUCAGCAACAUCCGCUCUGACUGGAAAUCUUCUUCACUGAAUUUAAGCUUCAGAUCACGUUUUUCAGGCAGCGUGACCCCACGAGAUUUGGAUUUAUGAGCCGGAGAAUGAGCGAAUGCUGCUGCAGCUUCCUUAUUCCUCCUCUGUCAGGCAGCCGUGCACAUUUCUGUGUGUUUAAAACAUGCAAAUGAGAAAUUAAGCACCUGGAAAGGUGAUUGAAGGAGUGAAAUUAAUGUUGUAAACCAGGAUUCAAGCUCCAGAUUUGAGAUUUAAACUUUACUCCUGCAAUAGUAUGCAACCAAAGAUUUAUUUGUUGCUUUUUGUCAUCAUGCAUUUCCUUAAUGGCAUUUUUUGGAGCUCAGUCCAUUAAAAAUCAUUGAGAAGCAUCUUUAAAUAGCUGUAGUAGUAGGGUUUGAACUGGAAAGCAGAGUACGGUGGCUUUAGAGGGACAAAAGUGCACAUAACCAUCUCUAGAAAAUCCUGGGAGGAAAAGGGAACACUAUGUUUUAACAUAUUUCCAUUUUUACAUCAAUGCAAAGAGAAAUCUGCAAUCUUUGCACUUUAAAAUGAUUUUAUCUCAAACGAGAAUCUGAAAAUCAUCGGUGGAAACCAACAAAAAGACUCUUUAAUCUGAGGUGUCCCGGCUUUUUUGAUAAAGUGGAUCCUAACUUUUUACAGACAGGCUCUUGAAGUGACGGCGGCGUAAAAAUCCUCCACAGCCUGCAGUUUUGAAAUCUGCCGACUCUGCAGUUCUGCUUCCUUGUUCCGCGAUGUUGGACCCGGUGAAAAUGAAGGAGUCGUGCAGGAUCUGCGCCCGCGAGCUCUGCGGUAACCAGCGCCGAUGGAUCUUCCACCCGUCGGCUAAGGUUAACCUCCAGGUGCUGCUGUCCCACGCCCUGGGCCACGAGCUGACCCGAGACGGGCGCGGGGAGUUCGCCUGCUCCAAGUGCACCUUCAUGCUGGACCGGAUGUACCGCUUCGACACCGUCAUCGCCCGCGUGGAGGCGCUGUCUCUGGAGCGACUCCACAAGCUGCUGCUGGAGAAGGACCGGCUCAGGCAGUGCAUCGGGGGGUUAUACCGUAAAAACAACGCUGGCGACGGGGGCGCGGCUCCUCCCGGGGCGGUUAUGGAGGUGAUCGUGACCGAGGCGGGGUGUGAGGAGUCUCCUGUGGUGGAUUUUUCUGCUUUGCAGGAUGUGAGGUACUCUGAUUUGAUCCAGGAUGAUCUGGCGUAUUCUGUGUAUGAAUCCUGGGCCGAUAAAGAUGACCCGACCCCGGACCACACCCCCCACCAGCACCACCUCCUCCAGUGCCCGGCUGCCGACUCCUUCCCGGGGCAGAAGCCGAGGCGGUGUAAGGGCUGCGCGGCUCUCAGAGUCGCCGACUCCGACUACGAGGCGGUGUGUAAGGUUCCUCGGAGGAUCGGGCGAAGGAGCACGUCCUGCGGCCCGUCCACACGCUACUCACCCUCCACUCCAGGAGUGGAGGACUCUACCAGGACCCCCGGAGCGUCAGAGACCACAGCUGUCCCCUUUGAGCCUUCUUCAGCCGACAGAGAUCAGACCUUAUGUGAGAGGACGAGUCCCAGCCCGGCGUCCUCCGUAGAAUCUCUAGAAACCACCGUGGACCUGGGCUGCUCUCCUACAAGCCACAGAGACAGAGCAGAGCCAGAGAAAGACCCGGAGGAGGCUCCGGUGAGGGACAAACCCCCCAGUGAGAGCUCCCUGUCUGGGCUGGAGGUGGCGCUGGGCCUCCUGAGGAGCUGGGAGUAUCGACCCGUGAAGACAUGUCGGGGCAGCAAGCUCCCCGUUCUGGUCAAGUCCAAACUGGAGCACAGCGUAUCGCUGCAGCUGACGAUCCCACCGAGGUCGCCCUGUGGAGGGGCCGCAGACUGCCAUCUCUACCCCCACCAGGUCCCGGAGGUCGUGACCCCGUGUGGCCAGCAGGAGCUGCAGGCGGAGCUGGCAGAGAUGGAGGAGCAGUGGAUGGAUGACUACAUCCAGUGUGGGCCGUUUCGAUUCCAGCAGAGGCUGAUCGAUGAGCAGCAGAGUCGGCUCGGUCGGUACGAGAGCGCUGCAGGUCAGUGCGUCGGAGAGCUGCAGAAGGCCCAGGAGCAGGUCCGCUCUCUGCAGGCCAAGAUCAGAGAGAGCGAGAGCAGGAACCAGAAGCUGCAGAAACGUCUGGGUGACAUGGAGCUGGAGCUGCGAUCAGCCCAGGAGGAAGCUCAGCGUCAGGAGAGAAACAUCCAGAACAUCACUGAUACGGUCAGCUCCAAAGAUGCUCAGGCUGCAGAGCUGCUCCACGUGAUCGAGGACCAGAAUAAAAUGCUGUGUUCUCUCAAAGAGCUCGCCAACCGCAGCCAGCUGCAGCAGCUGCAGGUUUCUGGCGCUGAGAGCAUCCGUGGUCAUGGCGAGGUUCUGGCCCUGCAGGCGUCUCUCUUCCAGGCUCAGCUGGAGCUGCAGGCCGGUCAGAGGGCACAGAGACAGUCGGCGAGGACGCAGGAAGACCUGAACCGAGCUCUGCAGAGGCUGGAGAAGGACCUGCAGGGGGCGCUGCAGCACAGGAGGGAGACGGAGAGACACAACCAGGACCUGCAGCUGGCUCUGGAGAACGCUCGCUCGACCCUGCAGGAGAGAGAGGAGCAGCUGAGACAGCGAGAGCAGGCGAGACGGAGCGAGGAGGAGGAGAGAGAGAGGACAAUCCGAGAGCUGAGGACGUCCCUGCUGAGCAAAGAGCAGCUGAUUGAGGACUGUGAGCUUUUGGAGGAUCCACAGGAGAAGAGAGACUCAUUACUGGAGAAACUUCGUCAGAGAAUCAAAGAGAGAGACCGAGCUCUGGAGCGAGCCGUGGACGAGAAGUUUCGCUGCGUGGAGGAGAAAGAGGAGGAGCUCCGUCGUCUUCAGCUGCUGCUCCGAGAGAAGGAGAGAGACCUGGAGAGGCAGCGCUGCGUGCUGACCAACAACGAGGAGACCAUCGCUAGCCUGGAGGUGCUGCUGCGUGGUAAAGCUUUGGAGCUGGAGCAGGUCAGCGACGCCUGCAGGAACGUGCAGCGUCAGCAGCAGGAGAGCGGCGAGAGGCAGAGCCGCAUCCUGAGAGAGAGAGACGCCAUCCUCAGCCAGCUGCAGGGGGCGCUGCACGCUCGCACGCAGGAGGCUCAGGACCUUCGCUGCUCCCUGCUCACUCAGAUCCAAUCAGCUCCCAGCGAGGUCCUAGAGGAGCUGAAGGUCCGCCUCCAGCUCAAGGACCGCCUCUUCCAGGAGGUAUUGGCUGACAGAACACGACAGGCCCAAGAGCACCAGGAGCAGGUCCAGGAUCUGCUCCGAACCAUCAGCUCCAGGGACCAGUACAUCCAGGACUCGGCGAGCCGCCUCGACGAGGUCAUGACGGAGCAGACGGGGAGGCUCCAGGAGCUCCGCAGACAGCUGAGCUCAGCCGUCGGGUCCAGGUCUGACGGCGGAGCGGACUCGGCCGUGGAGCUGGAGGCCCUGCAGGAGGAGCUGCGUCUGGCCCUGAGGAGGGAGAAGGAGAGCCAGGAGCUGAGCAGGAGUCAGACCAAGAGCGUGGAGUCGCUCAGCAGGACGCUGCACGUGAAGGACGAGAUCAUCAGGGACCUCCAGAGGCAGAUGGCCGACCCCUCGGCUCUCCCUGUGGUCGAGCGUUUGACCCGGGAGGUUCAGGAGCUAAGGGAGAGCCUGUUCCAGCAGGAGGGUCCCCCGGCCAGAGGCCCCGUUCUGGGCCGGGACCGAGGCGGCGGCAGGCUGCCAGAGUUUGGAGAGUUAAGCUCAGAGGAGGAUGACGAGGCAGACGAGGAUUUCACCAGCGAGUACACGGAGAGCGUGGAUGAGGACGAGUCCAAGCCCCGGCUCCAGAACAAGGUCAAGUCUCCGUCCAGUGACCCGCUGUUUGAGGGUCAGGGUCUGCUGGAGGUCAAACAGCUGGUGGAGCAGAAGCGAGUGGUGGAGAGAGAGCUGGGCGAGCUGAAGGCUCAGCUGGAGAAGGCCGGCUUCUCCUCGCUCUCUCAGAUGAGGAAAGCUCUGUUCAGCCUACAAGAGGAGAACGAAGACCUGAAGCUUCGCCUGCAGCCUGACGGGGAACCGAGUCAUGGAGAGAAGGUGUUUGAUGGUGAUGAAGAGGAGGAGGAGGAGCUGGAUGUGACCAUAGAGGGGGUGGAGGAGGAAGAGGACGAGGAGGAGAGCUCUGGGAUGUGGGACUCCUGGGAUCCUGACCCGUCUCUGACCCAGCACCAUCAGAGAGUCGACAAGAGGCCGACGUCUCUGCUGGUCAACAACUCUUCAACGGACGGUGCAGACGGCGAGCCAUCGGCCGCUCGGUGUGAGAAGACGGUUCGUCUGCAGCAGAAGAGCAAAGAGCUGAGAGAGCGUCUGAUGGUGUCUGAGGCCACGGUGCAGGCUCAGGCCGAGCAGCUCAAAGACUACCGAGAGCUGCUCACGGAGACGGCGGUGCAGCAGGACAGUAAACAGAUCCAGGUGGACCUGCAGGAUCUGGGCUAUGAGACGUGCGGCCGCAGUGAGAACGAGGCUGAGAGAGAAGACACCAGCAGUCCAGAGUUCGACGACCUGGAGAUGUGUACGUCCCUGGACUGUGGCUCUCAGUGGUGGCCGACCAGCAGCGGCUCCACCUUCACCAAAACACCUGCCCAGACCCCCGGAUACGCCGACGACACGUCGUCUCUGCAGCGCCUGGUGGAGGACCUCCGUUCCCAGCUGUCCCGCUCUCAGGCGGUGAUCCGCGGCCUACAGGGCCGCCUCCGCUCCCUCUCCACCUCCAGCGACCGUGGACCCUCCACUCCCCGGAAAGUCAACUGGUCCUUCCAGGCGUCGUCCUCUCAGAGCGGGGCGGAGGAGGACGAAGGCUGGCAGUCGUCUGACGGGGGUCCGCUGGCGUCUCCGCGUCACCCUCGCCCCGACAAAGACCUGCAGGAGCUGGCGUGCCGCGUGGACGCUCUGGAGGAUCAGCUGAGGAAAGGAAGCAAGAAGGCGGGCAGCGAGGACGCGAAGUCUGCAACGUGGCCCGGCAAAUUCGACAGCCUGAUCAAGGCUCAGGCCCGGGAGCUGUCUCACCUCCGCCAGCGUCUGAGGGAGGGCCGCGGCGUCUGUAACAUCCUCACCCAGCACCUCGGCGACACCACGAAGGCGUUCGAGGAGCUGCUGAGGGCCAACGACAUCGACUACUACAUGGGCCAGAGCUUCAGGGAGCAGCUGGCCCAGAGCGGGGCGCUCGCUCAGAGAGUCAGCGCCAAGAUCAGCGGCCGAGAUCACGCCGAGGAUCCUGAUGAGAAGACAGAGCUGCUCGCCAUCCGGCUGAGUAAGGAGCUGCAGCAGAAGGACAAAGUCAUCGAGUCUCUCCGUGCCAAACUGAACCAGCAUCACAGCCACCAUCACCCUCAUCGCUCUGACACGCCCUGCAGCAGCCACGCCCUCUCAGACACCACCGACCAAUCAGAUCGCAUCUCCUACGUGUCUGACGAGCAUGGAUCGACCAACGAGGACCUGGAGCUCUGCUCUGACGUGGACGCCGCCAGCGAGCCAGGUCAGAAGGAAACGCAGACGUCCAGCAGGCUAAGCGCAGAUCACGUCUCUCACAGCGGCUCCACCCGUCAACCGUCUGCCCCUCCCUCCAUCGCCUCAUCCCACAGAGCCCCAUCCUGCCACAGCUGUCCCAGCAUGCACUGCCCCAACUCACCAUUUAAAGCAGCAGACAUGCAGAGUCAUUCAGCUCCAGUCUUCACCUUUCAGCCUCCCCCCUCCUCCUCCUUCUCCUCCACUCAGAGGGCCCCUCUGUCCCUCCAUCCUCACCCCGCACCCCUCCGAACCCCUUACCAAGGCAGCGGGGGAGCUGGUUUCUCCCUGGCUGAGGUGCAGCAGGAGCUGCAGAUGCUGCAGAGGCAGCUGGGAGACAGUGAGAGGUUUUCCACGCCUCAGUCCAAACCUCUCCAGCCGUUCCCGUUCACCCACCAGCAGCCGGACUCCUCCUUUCUCCCGCUCUCCUUCCACGGUUACCAGCCGUCUCCGUUCAGCAGCGCCACCAGCAGCAUGCUGGACGCCAACACAGCGCUGAAAGCUGGAGCCAGUCUGCUGGAGAGCAGUGCAUUGUGGGAUUUGGCCUACGGACCCAGACCGGUCAGACUGGGAGCCGACCUGUCAUCUGGAUCGUCUGGUUACCAGUCAGGAGCCAGUAACACUGGCUCUGACCUGAUGAAGGAGCACCUUCGGGAGAUCCGGAGUCUGAGGCAGAGACUGGAGGACUCCAUCCAGACCAACGACCGCCUCCGCCAGCAGCUGGAGGAGAGACUGGCCCGCACCGCCACAGAGAAAGGCGCUCCGACCAACAUCUACAUCCAGGGUCUGGACUCAGUGGGUCAGCUGUCCAGUGAGAUCAGACUCCUGAAGGAGGAAAACGCCAGCCUGCAGAGCCAGCUCAAACACGCCAGCAGAGAGAGCAGUAAGGAGGCGGAGCACCUGAGGGAGGCGGCGCUCCUGGACCGGGCCAGGCUAAAGGAGGCGGAGCUAGAGGCUGUAAGGUGGGCGGAGCAGAUCAGGAAGCAGCAAAGUGAGGCUGAAGCUCGGACUCAGGAGAUCUCACAGCUGAAACAAGACCGGCAGAGGAACCAGGAGGCCGUCAACAGACUCCAGCAUGAGGUGAGCGUCCUCCAGCAGCAGCUGUCCGAGAGCCGCAGUUUGGUCCACAGUCUCCAGUGUGAGCUGCAGGUCUACCAUCGAGUGUGUGGAGUUCCUGCAAACACACAAACAGCAGGCAAAGCCGACGAUGGCGUCCAGCUAGGACACGGCGGAGCGGCGUUUGACCCCGAAGAGCUCCACGUUCAGCUGGAGCAGCAGCUGAGCCGACAGGCCGACGCCCCGCCUCGAUCCAGGAGGAAACUCUUUAACGACAACGUUCCCUCGCCGCCUGUGAGAGACACCGGCCUUGUCAGCCCGCCGUCUCCUCUCCAUCCUGCUCACAAACGGAGAGAGGAAACAGGAGGAGACCAUCAAGCAUCCUCCACUCUUCAGGGUCAGGCCCCAGACGGCUCUUUUGCUAACUGUCAUGGCCGCCACGCCGUAGGUCACAUCGACGACUUUAAGGCUCUGCAGCAGCAGAUCGUAGAGGGCGGAGCUCUGCUCAGAAAGAUGGAGGUCGGCCUGAGUUCUCCGAGCAUGACGCAGGAGUUCAGACUGCAUCAGCUUUCAGACUCCAGCUCUGUCCGGAAGCUUCUUUCUGACAUCAAAACCCUUCGAGAGAUCCUGGAGGAGUCAGACGCUCUGCUCAGAAUGUUCUGGAGAGCAGCUCUGCCCGACAAGACAGAAACCAAACAGGAUCAGUCUCUGAGGGAGGAGGUCGUCUCUCUCCGUCUGAAGCUCGCUGAUAAAGAGGAGGCUCUAAAGGAGGCCAUGGAGAGACUGAAGAGCUCCAACCUCACCAAAGAUAGCAUGGAGCACUUUAUCGUCAGCCAGCUGUCGAGGACCCGGGACGUGCUGAGGAAAGCGAAGACAAACCUACAGUCUCCUCAGGAGAACGAGCUCAGGAUUUCUUCCCUUCACCGUGCUUCUCUCUCCAAUCCCCCUCCCUUCACCUGCUCCUCCCCACCCUCCUCUUCCUCACACUCCUGGUCCUGUAAAGGUGAAAACGCCGGAGGCUUCUGUGAACUCACCUUCUCUCCUGGUUGGGGUGUCCUGAAGCCUCUGACUUCCUCUUCCUCCUCCCUCUCUUCUUCUGCUGUCCAGGGAGGAGCUCACCGACACCAGCGUCCCCUGCAGUCAGCCGUCCUGUAGUGCACCAGCCCCAAGAUCCUCACCAUUAACAUCUACUGUUUGAACAGAAAAUGCUGGAACGUUCUGGUCCUCUUAUCAGCUGGAGGAACAUUUCAGAUGUCUGAGUGUGGACGAGUGUUUGUGUUGUCAGGUUGAGUACGGGGAUGAGAGUUCAUGUGAAAGAUGACUUUAUGGGUGUGAGGUGAGCAGGUGAUACGAGGACGUCGACUGAAGAGAGCAGCUGGAGUUUGGUUGACGUUGGCUCCUGAUUCUGAGCUUCUGACUGAGAAUGUCAAAAAUAAAAGUUUAGAUUUUACCUAAAAAUACCAAAGCAGCAGAGGCUGUAUCAUCAAGCAUCUCUAAUCAAGUCUGACCAUUGUUGGCUCCAAAAACCAAGACUGUGUUGGACAUUAUUAGAAAUGUCGGUUCUAUGUCUCUGAUAACUCUGCAGCUCCACAGACACACAGAGGAUAGUUCAGUUACUUCAGUCAGGCUGUAAGGUCAGGAUCAGGGACCUCAGGAGUCUCUUAGUCCUGGGCUGACAGUCUGAACUGGCUCUGGUCAGAUAGGAGGCGCUGUUUCUUCAGUCUGUGAACCUUUCUAACACACAGUCAGCUGUCUGAGUCUCCUCGUCUCCUCUGUCUCUGUGUUCUAGUCAUUUCUUCAUCGACCUGGCGUUGUCGGCAGGAUCUCAGUGGGGGACGUCACAGUGGCUAAGUCCACUCAGUGGAACUUUCAGAGGGCCAGCUUUUAGAAUACUUGAUGUAGACCUGGUCUAUUGUGGUGUGGGGAAACAAAAUCUGGUAUAAUGUUAUUUUUUCAUUUUAAAUCUCAGUCUUCUUCUCUUCAUCAGAAGCCACGUCAGCCUCGCUCUCUAGCAGGGAUUUAUGAAACAAAGAUCCUCACCAUGCCAGCAGAAGAGGGGCUUUAAAAGCCAAAACCAAACAGCAAAGUGCUUCCUGUCGGCCUCUGUGGAGGCUGGCGUCCAUAGCUAGUGUGUAGGAUAGUUGCAUGAGCAGCAGAGGAAACAAAGCCAUACUCUCAGAGGAUAUGGUAGCUCCUGUUUUAUCCUAACCGUUCAUCAGGAGUCAUAGAAAUGUCCGACUACUGACAGCGCUCUGGAGCUGCCAACAGUUUAGUAGUGUAGCUGGUAGAGGAUGUUUUACUGCAUUUACGACACAAAGUCAGGAACUUUUGCUCCAACUCAUGAAUAUUUCUGUUAAAUAUGGAAUCAGAUGUUUUAGGAAAUGUGGGUCCAACCCAGUUUGUCCUGCUGAAACAAAAACCUGCAGAGCUGAAAGUCUGCAAAAUGAACCAGUGUUAGUAAAAACAAGCAAGCUUUAAAAUAUAUGAACCAUUUCUGUUUAACGUGCACGGUCCACGAGAGAUGACAUUUCAAUUCUAGAACCAGAAAAUGGACCACGUUUGUUUUUUAGAUUUGUCUUUAGUUGUAUUUCUUUUUUAGCUAAAUUUGUGAAUAUUUUUAGAGACUGUAUCUCCCUGAGGAUGACAAUCACUUUUAGGAAAACUAUGAAUUCUUAUGCAUCUUAAUUUUAGGAUAUUUUUUUAGAACUUCUGCAGGAUCUCUGACGCUCACUGUGCUAAUAACCCUGGCUGGAGUUUGGUAUUUACACUGGCUUUAUUUCAUUUGAGUUGUGUUUUCUGUAUAGUAGGGUAGCUCUUUCUUUUGUGCAUGAACUGUGGCUUCACUGCCCUUCGUUACUUUGAGGAAAAUAUGCAAUUUUUGGGUUACUGUGCAAUAAUAUGCUGCCUUCAAAUGGACCUUGUAAGUCACUGAGCAGAGGAAAGGCUCUGGGUUGUAGAGUUUAGUGGUAACUGUGUCAGACUAAUGCCGAAAAAGGCUUUAAAUUUGAAAGUGCAAACUGUAAAUAACACGGGGACUGGAAAACAAAGAGGACGAGCUCCAAUAAAACUCACCAUGGCUGCUUUUGGUGGCUACAAUCUGAUGUCAGAGAGCUCCACCAUCUUUAAUACAUCUCUAAAACAUUCGACAUUCAGCUUACACCGUCAUGGAUACCAUGAAGAGGACGAUUCUAGGAGGAUGGUUCUAAUUGGACGAUUCUAGGAGGACAAUUCUAGGUAGAUGAUUCUAGGAGGACGAUUCUAGGAGGACAAUUCUAGGUAGAUGAUUCUAGGAGGACCAUUCUAGGAGGACAUUUCUAGGACGAUUCUACAAGGACGGUUCUAGGAGGACGAUUAUAGGUGGACGAUUCUAGGUAGACGAUUCUACGAGUACGAUUCUAGGAGGACAAUUCUAGGUAGAUGAUUCUAGGAGGACAAUUCUAGGUAGAUGAUUCUAGGAGGACCAUUCUAGGACGAUUCUACAAGGACGGUUCUAGGAGGACGAUUAUAGGUGGACGAUUCUACGAGUACGAUUCUACAAGGACGAUUCUAGGAGGACGAUGGUAGGAGGACGAUUCUAGGUAAACGAUUCUAGGAGGAUGAUGACGGUCCAUUUCCUUUGAGACGUGCUAAACAUGAGCCCGUUUGAAGGCACCAUAAUUCUUGAUGCAUUUUGUGGCUGUUCGGGUUGUUAAGUGCCAUGUUUUCUGUUUAUGUUGAAGAAUAUCUGCAGCUUGUCGACAAUCGGUUUCAAGGAUUUCUAAAGACCCUCCACUGAAUCAGAGUUUCAUACAAUAGUAGAAAUGUUAGAGCCUAAAAGAGCUCUAGAGUUGAACAUUUAAGACCAACCAAAGCAGACGACUUCUCCAGCAUGAAUCAGCGGUGUAAACGGAUCUGGGAGCCUAAUCUCCAUCAGCGUCUGUGUUGAAGCUCGGCUCACGGAUUUACAGACUAAAGACGAGAGUCGCUGAGAGUUCUGAGGCUGUUGGACAAAGACCAGCUGUAUUUCUAUGCAUGUUCUCUUUAUAAAAAUGUUUUGGGCUAAAAGAAAAGAAGGUUUGUAAUAAAAAGGGACA